UGUUUACUUCCCGUGUUGAAUUAUUGCCCUAAGAAAAAUAGUGCAGAGGUUGUUUGUUUCUGUAAGUCAAUUUAUUGCGUCGAAUGUUAUACGGUUCAUAUCUAUAAGUAAGAAACAAUGAACUAUAUGUACGUAAGACUACUGGUUUUAUCAUAUGAUGGAUAUUAUUCGAGUUGGCUCUUCGCCAUGAACGCGUAGCAAUAUUUUGAUAUAUAAACAACAUCGUAACGUGUUGAUAUUACGCACACAAGAUUUUCGUAGAGAAGAAGUGGAAGGCUAUCGGGAUAUUUUGUUGAAUUUUUCUGCGUUUUUGUCGUAAAUCAGUUAGAUAUCGCUGGAAUCACUUAAAUUUAUUAACCAUGUGUGUCUAAACGUUAGGGGUAGGUGCCCCUCGUGAACUGCACAAACAAGCUUCAACAUUUAAAGAACUGUUCCAAUUAGGACUGAUUCGACUUCACGUUUUUGGAAUUGAAUAUUUGUAAACAACAUGGGCCUUACAUCACCAGUUGCAAAGUCCUUUGUUGCCGGGUGUUGCAGUGGAACGUGCUCCACCCUUUUGUUCCAGCCACUGGAUUUGGUUAAGACCAGACUCCAAAUCCAGGUACCACUGGCCUGUGCAACCACAGGUGGCAGGAUAAGUAUGGUGUCUGUAGCGAAUGCUGUAGUCAGACAGGACAGCGUGUUGGCACUCUGGAGGGGACUUGUACCGUCUCUGUCCCGAUGUGUCCCAGGAGUAGGAAUAUAUUUCUCAUCCAUUCAUGUGCUGAAAUCUAAAUUCCAAUCAAGCCAACAACGUGCAAUUGAAUCCGUCUUAAUUGGGGCAGUUGCUCGAACCAUUGCAGUUGUAACCCUUAUUCCCAUCACAGUGUUGAAAACGCGUUAUGAGAGUGGUUUAUUUGACUAUAAAAGUAUUCCAAGGGGACUUUUCCACAUGUACCACACCGAGGGCCUGAGAGCUCUUUGCAGUGGAAUGGCACCAACACUUGUCAGAGAUGUACCAUUUUCAGGAAUUUACCUCAUGUUUUACACCAAGUUGAAGAAGAUGGUCAACGAAAGGGUGUUUGAUCAAACCCUUGUUCAUCAGCUGUACGUUGUGUGCGGUUUAACUGCUGGAAGUAUUGCGGCGGUCAUCACUCAACCAGCAGAUGUUGUCAAAACAUACAUGCAGAUGGACUCGAAGAACCACAAGAGAAUUAUGUCGACCAUCAGAUACAUCUACAAGACAAAUGGAUACCAAGGCUUUUUUAAGGGCAUCGUUCCAAGGACCCUUCGAAGAACUUCGACCGCAGCCCUUUCUUGGACUGUGUAUGAAACGUUAUCAAGAAAAGUAGGCCUGACUUAGAGAAGAAAUUUUAUGUGAACAGUUAAUAGUGUAUCUUUAUACGUAAAAUGGUAUUUGAAUACACAUAAUUUUAUACUAUGAUGGUACUACAUUGUGACUAUGGACACAAUAUUAGUUAAUAUGUUCCACUUGGAUUUUACAUGAAUGCAUUGGUAUGAAAGUGUCUGAAUGUAGUUAUCAAUGUGAGAUGGUGUGGUGUUUCAUUUUUAUCCAUUCUUCAUGUUUAUUCCUAUGGAAUACAUAAUAAAACAUGAGUAAAUUUUGAA
Molecule: messenger RNA, 1608 nt
Organism: Ostrea edulis (European flat oyster)
Lineage: Eukaryota; Metazoa; Mollusca; Bivalvia; Ostreida; Ostreidae
Product: mitochondrial glycine transporter-like
Exons: 10
Coding region: 488-1342 (284 amino acids)
Biological process (GO): glycine import into mitochondrion
Cellular component (GO): mitochondrion
Molecular function (GO): glycine transmembrane transporter activity
Source: RefSeq, a predicted model, not a curated record